AUGGCGAUGUCGUCUAAAGUGACCGACAGCCCUGUUACCAUGGCGAUGUCGUCUAAAGUGACCGACAGCCCUGUUACCAUGGCGAUGUCGUCUAUAGAGAAGCAGGUCACCGGGUACCUCCUGUUCUCGCUCUGCACCGCCGUCAUCGGCUCGCUGCAGUUCGGCUACAACACCGGAGUCAUCAACGCCCCGGAGCAGAAACUGCGAUCUUUCUUCAACGACACCUGGGUGGAGCGCUACGGGACCCCCAUCAGCCCGGGGGUGUGCACCAUCGUGUGGAGCGUCUCCGUCGCCAUCUUCAGCGUGGGCGGCAUGGUGGGCAGCUUCAGCGUGGGCGUCAUGGCCAACCGCUUCGGCAGGCGCCGCUCCAUGUUCCUGGUGAACUUCCUGGCUGUGAUCGGGGGCCUCCUCAUGGGCUUCUCCACCCUCUGCUCCUCCCACGAGAUGCUGAUCGCCGGCCGCCUGGUCAUCGGCCUGUUCUGCGGCCUCUUCACGGGCCUGACCCCCAUGUACGUGGGCGAGGUGUCGCCCACGCCCCUGCGCGGCGCCUUCGGCACGCUGCACCAGCUGGGCGUGGUGGUGGGCAUCCUGAUCGCGCAGGUGUUCGGCCUGGAGUCCCUGCUGGGCUCGGCCCGGCUGUGGCCCCUGCUGCUGGCCCUCACCGUGGCCCCCGCCCUGCUGCAGUGCGUCCUGCUGCCCUUCUGCCCCGAGAGCCCCCGCUACCUGCUCAUCAACCUGCAGCAGGAGGAGGAGGCGCGCAAAGCGCUGGUGCGUCUGCGCGGCACCGAGAACGUGAGCAAGGACCUGCGGGAGAUGAAGGAGGAGAGCGCCAAGAUGGCGCUGGAGAGGAAGGUGACCAUCCUGGAGCUCUUCCGCUCGCCGGCCUAUCGGCAGCCGCUCCUCAUCGCCGUGAUGCUGCAGCUCUCACAGCAGCUGUCAGGGAUCAACGCCAGCCAUACCAGGCCCAGUUCCAGCAGCUACAGCAAUCUCCAGUGGCUCCCGCCGCCUUCUACCCACGGGCAGAUUACAACCAAGAACAACCCUGGAAUGGCAGAAAUCAAAGAAAUCGCGGAAGAGGAGGACGGUAUAAUCCCAAUUCCCAACAGCGUUCAGACGAAUGCUAUACGUGUGGAGCCCUUGGCCAUUUCGCCCGGGAGUGUAACCAAGGAGAUUUCAGAGGAAAUAAUAGAGGAAAUCCCAGAGGAGGAUACAGGGGCCAAUCCGGAGCGAACCAAGGACCAGUAA
Messenger RNA from Pseudoliparis swirei, 1245 nucleotides. RefSeq names its product solute carrier family 2, facilitated glucose transporter member 1-like. Gene Ontology annotation, cellular component: basolateral plasma membrane; apical plasma membrane. The coding region runs from base 1 to 1245 and encodes 414 amino acids. The transcript is spliced from 6 exons. Lineage: Eukaryota; Metazoa; Chordata; Actinopteri; Perciformes; Liparidae. The record is from RefSeq and is a predicted model, not a curated record. Gene Ontology annotation, molecular function: hexose transmembrane transporter activity. Gene Ontology annotation, biological process: response to insulin; monosaccharide transmembrane transport.